This is a messenger RNA of Melanotaenia boesemani (Boeseman's rainbowfish), 4049 nucleotides long. It is a transcript of the gene znrf1, whose product is annotated as zinc and ring finger 1. The coding region runs from base 685 to 1338 and encodes 217 amino acids. Lineage: Eukaryota; Metazoa; Chordata; Actinopteri; Atheriniformes; Melanotaeniidae. The transcript has 5 exons. The record is from RefSeq and is a predicted model, not a curated record.
CGGUGAGGAGCGGAGCGCUGAUCUGAGCGCAGGGGAGCGGCUUCACUGUGACCCCGAUCUCCGAGGGAGGAAAAGCGACCGCUGGUUGGAGCGCAUCGGAUCGGACAGACAGAGCAGACGGUGACGACGUCAUUUAUUUCCAAGACAGACCGUCUUUUCUUGACGGUCAGACAGACAGCAACAGUUGUCACGAUGUCUGAGAUCAGAUGAGGCGAGAGCGGCGGAGUGAACAUUGCGGCGCUGCUGUGAUCCGGGCCAGGCGGGAUAAACGUGUUGCUGCCGCGUCCCGCCUGCAAUGAUACAGCCGUCUUAACCACCUGGGACAGCGAGGGGAGUGCGGUGUGUGCAUCUGGUUUAGUCGUGCUGGGAUUUUAGCGUCAUUCAGCUCACCAGCCAACCCCCCCGGUUGUGUCGAGGUUGUGUCUGCGGGUGAGGUGAAUCCAGACGUCAGGGCUGGCUCAUGUUCCGCUCAGCAGGGAAACGGGCUGUUGCGUCUGCAGAGAGCCAGAGCUGACGAGCCUGCUGAGACACGCGGAUAGACAGGCAGGCAGGCAGGCCGAUAGACAGACAGGAGCGAGGGGAGGGGGGCGACAGCCUGUUUGGGCUCUCUCGACCCUUUGCGGAUCGAGCCGAGCCCCCUCCUGUUUCCACCUAGAACUCCCACCAAUUUCUCUCCCGCUUUGGAUGGGGGGAAAGCAGAGUACGGCAGGGCGGCCCCGGGGUGCUUUUCCCGGUGUCUCUUCGGAUGACAGCGCGGUGCCACCCUCGGCCCAUUUUGGUCACUACCGGCCGAGCGGAACCAUGGGCCUGCGGAGCCGCUCGGUGAGCUCCGUGGCAGGGAUGGGCAUCGAUCACAGUUCCGCCGUGCCCUUCGGCUUCUACACCCCCAGAGGGACAGACUCGGAUCGAGCCGGAGGGGGGUCAGGGGGCACAACCGCGGCCCCCCAUGGAACCGGUUACCAGGACACUGGGGGCGGAGGGCACCACACGGAUGGGGUGCUGUAUUUGGGGUCCCGGGGGUCGCUGGCUGACACCUUGCCCCUGCACAUCACACCCCGCUGGUUCAGCGCGCAUAGCGGAUUCAAGUGUCCUGUCUGCUCCAAAUCUGUGGCAUCCAAUGAGAUGGAGGUUCACUUCAUCAUGUGUCUAAGCAAGCCUCGCCUCUCUUAUAAUGAUGAUGUGUUGGCGAGGGAUGCCGGUGAGUGUGUGAUCUGUCUAGAGGAACUGCAGCAAGGGGACACCAUAGCCAGACUGCCGUGCCUCUGCAUCUACCACAAAAGCUGUAUAGACUCAUGGUUUGAGAUCAAUCGGUCCUGCCCCGAGCACCCCUCUGACUGACUGAACACCUGGCCCAUUCUGAUUACUGUUCAAGGACAUGUUGUGGUCCUGCCAUGGAUAUGUGGACACAGACGCAACCAAAUCAGAUGAAACAAUCAAAGUGAUCAUCACAUAAUAUCCUGACAGAAUCCAUCUUCCUAAGAAAAUUAUACCUUGUGAACCAAAAAGAGUGUGACUGUCAAACCACCAUACAUUAAAGGGCCUCUGCUGAGCUCUUCAUUUUACACCUGCUGAUGAUACCGCUUACAACCCAAACCUUCCCUACCCUCGCACCUCUUCAGAGUCCCUAUAGGGCUUCAUCUGCUCCCCACCUUGACUCAAACAUGGCUAGUUGCCCCCACCCCUCAUGUGCUCAGGUCUUAGCAGGCCUCCCAUCUCGUCUCUGGAUCCAGGCCUGUCUGUCACUCGUGUCCAGCCCUCCCAUGGCCUUAACUGGAGGGGAGGAGAGGAAGCUGAGCAGGAGCAGGAAAGAAGACCACAAGAAGAAGAAAAGGAGAGGAAGAAAUGGGGGUGCAUACACUUGUUUGGAAAAGCAGACUUGAACAUUUUUCAGUGGGCCUCUCAUCUCACUUAACAGGACUCCUCCAACCUGGUGAUGAUCUCUCAUAACAGACUGGCUUCCAGUGUGCUCCUCUCUCAUAGUUCCUGCCUCAGUUCUGCACCCUUCCUAACCUGUAUGAUUCAGAUUAAUUCAAUCAAAUAAGUUCCCACAAGGCUUUUUAGAGCUGGUUUGUGCACACCUGGGCAGGGAGAGAGGGUUGGUUGUGUAUCAGAUCGGGAUGCCAGGUUGUCUUGUAUGGUUUGGUUUGGGGGAAUCUAAAGAUGGACUGGGAUGUGGUGGAGAGGAGCAGAGGGAAGAAAGGGGAGGAAGCAAUGUAGUUUACGCUCUUUCUGUGUAAUGUGUGUGUGUUUGGGAUGCUCCAGUGUCAGUCUGUGCGUGUGUGAUUGGAUUGGUAUCAACAUAGCUUUAGCCUUGUGAGUGUGUGUGUGUUUGAGAUAGCGUGAAAGGUCAUAGUAGAGGGCUGACUGGGACAGUACUGUGUGUGUGUCUGUGUAUAGAAAUGUUUACAGUCUAAAUGUCCACGUUCCCUGUGUGUGCGACUGGCAGUCCUCCCUUUACUUUGCUGAUGUUUACAGCUACCGAGAAGCGAUAUGACUUAUUGUAAAUUUCACAUGUAACCUCUCAGUUUUUUUUCUUUAUCAGAUCUGCCAGAUUUCUCAUGUGAUCAUGAUCAAUCGUAUCUUCAAGAGAGCCUCAAAUGUGAGAAUAAGAAUGAGAAUGAGAGUGACUGCGUGUCUCUGUUUAUAUGACUGUUUGCAUGGAAGGAUUACUGAAUGGGACCAAAGGACCCAAAGAGUCAGGGGGCCCCUGGUGCAAACCCACAGUUUGAAGUGACGUCCAUAUAGCAAAGCAGGUAUUGCUCAGUGAGUCACCCAAUGACAAAUAGAUGCCAAUGUACCUCAAAGAUGCUAAAAAUGAGACAGAAAUUUAACAACCAAGCAUAUUUCAAAUAGCUGCAAAGGGUCUCAAAACAACUAUAAAAGACUUGAAAUGACUCAAACUAACCAGAAAAAAAUGCCUCAAACAAAUGGAGAAUAACCAAAAGUAGACUCUAAACAACUGUAGACUAACAAAUAGACUCAAAACAUGUACAGAGACUCCAAGUGACUCAAAAUAAAAGUAAACUCCUUUAAAGAAGCAAAAAAUGCAACUAAAUUAGACUCAAAGCACCAACAAAAAGUCUUAAAACAACUAAAAAUAAGCUAAUAAGAGCUACAAAAUGACUGAAAACAUCAAUGGAAACUUGUAAAUUAAAACAAAAGAAAAACAAAAGUCAACUUAAUACAAAAAACAGACUCGAAAUGGCUACAAAAUGACUGUAGAUUCAAAACAAUUACAUGGGGAUUUCUAUUUGCUUUAAAGGAAAAAAAUGACUCAGAAAACAUUCAAAACGCCUCAAAUACAGACUGAAAGAACUACAGAAUGAAAACAAACUAGAAGGAGACUUAAAACAAAACAGAAACAAAAUAAAAACAAGCAGAGUCAAAGCAAAGAUGGGUUCAGGCCAAACACAGAAACUUAAAAUGUAUCAAACCAUAAAAAGCUCUCAAAAGCCACUACAAAGACGCUUAAAACAGCUUGACAACGUGAAACCAAAAUAAGCUUCAAAAUAACUACAAACAGUUUUAAAUCACUACUGAGAGAUUUCAGAAAACAACAAAAGAUAUAUAAAGCUAAGAAGUGUGCAAAUGAGCACAAAGAGAUAAACAUAAUGAAAGGCAGGCCGCCUCAAAACAGCCAUCAAGAUGCAUUGUGAUUAGUGCCCAGAGGCCAGUUGGCUCAUAAUCCCUCCAUGACUGUUUGUGCAUGUGUGUUUGCGAUUCAAAAAGGCGCCUCUUGGUCUCUGCUACUGUCGGUUCCCCACAUUGUGUUUCUGCUACAACACGUCUGGCUAUCUGCGACUGAAGACGUGAGCCACUCAGACCCUCAAGAGGACUCUGUAGUUCCACUGUGGAGCCACUGAACGGGGCUUAUUUAUUUGUUUGUUCAUAUUUAACAAUAUUUGUUUAAUAUUCCAAUCAUGUGAGGUGUUACUCACUCUUCAGAAUGCCAAGAGCUGAUGUGUGAAGACUACUAUGAAUCAACAUUCAAACAAACUGCAUUUACAAAGCUACUGUAAACAAAUGGUGGAAUAAAUUGUGCUAGAUGA